GGAGCACUUUCCCAAUUUUCCCGCAAUUCAGACGCACAGCACGAACACGACGAUCGCGACAACGGCAACCACUACUCAUCCACGAACGGCUCUCCGCCAUGAGCGAACAAACAGUGUACCCGGCCACAAAGCUGGGUGAAUACACAGUCAUACAGGAUAUCGCGGAGGGGACCUUUGGCAAAGUCAAAAUGGCUACCCACACCAUAACAGGUCAGAAAGUUGCAAUGAAGUACAUAUCCAAGGCAGUCAUCCAUAUGACCAAGACCAAGACUCGUGUCCAGAGGGAAGUGGAGUACAUGCGAACCCUGCGGCAUCCACAUAUCAUCAAGCUCUACGAAGUCAUCUCGACCCCUACAGAUAUCAUCAUCGUUCUCGAGUACGCCGGUGGCGAGCUAUUCAACUACAUCGUAGCUAACGGACGAAUGCCGGAGCCUCGAGCCCGGAGGUUCUUUCAGCAACUCAUCUCUGGCAUAGAGUACAGCCACAAGCUCAAAAUCGUACACCGAGAUCUCAAGCCAGAGAACGUACUUCUUGAUGAUGAUCUCAACGUCAAAAUUGCGGACUUUGGGCUUUCCAAUGAGAUCAAGGAUGGUGAUUUCCUUAAGACGAGCUGUGGUAGUCCCAAUUAUGCCGCUCCAGAAGUGAUCCGAGGAGGGCUUUACACCGGCCCAGAGAUCGACGUUUGGAGCUGUGGAGUAAUCUUAUAUGUCAUGCUAUGUGGAAGGCUACCUUUCGAAGACGAUGAUGUUCAAACCCUCUUCACCAAAAUUAGCCAGGGUUCUUACCAUAUGCCGUCUUAUCUUGGUGCUGAUGCCCGCGGACUGAUCAACCACAUGCUCGCCAUCGACCCUGUAAAACGUAUAACCAUCCCCGAAAUAACGCAGCACCCAUUCUUCAGGACUGACAUUCCCCGCUACCUAACUCCUCUCCCUCCACCCCCUGGUCCUGUGCUUGGCACGCUAUCGUCCCUUGUCACCCAGCCCAAGGUACUCGACUUUGAGAUCAUUGACGGUCUUGGACGCAUCGAGGAAGAUGUAAUCGACGAACUGGCAGCCCGCAUGCAAGGCGUGGACAAGGACGAUAUUUGGGAGUGUCUGAGGCGGGAUGACGGUGUUCAAGGGAACGCGGUCAAGGUGGCAUACAUGCUUCUACGGGACAAACGCCGUGCUGGCCGUGAUUUGGCAGAGUUCGAGGAACAAGAACGAGAUGCCCAGCUCGCAGCGAUGGAUCCCCGAAAUGCGCUCUCACCCAACGCUCUCUCACCUUCGGGUGAUCUUGAAGACAAUCCCUUCGAAGCCGAAUUUAACGCUGAAUAUGACAAUGGCGAAGAAGACGACGACGAAAUCGACGAUGGACUUGAUUUUUCCACUCCUCCGAUAGAUGGUGAAUACGGUGAACGCGACCUCAACACAUUUGCUGUGCUCAACUCUUCGCUGCCCCUCCCCGACCAGCUACCUGAACAGCACCAUCUUGCAUCAUAUGCAAAUGCCAAACGCGCAUGGCCUAUUAAAGAAAAGAAGCAACACCGGACAAAGUGGCACUUCGGGAUUCGCAGCAGAAGUCCGCCCAUGGAAGUCAUGCUGGAGAUCUAUCGAACGCUCAAGGCACUCGGAAUGGAGUGGAAGGAGAAAAGGAACCUGGGUGGUUUAGGAGGUGUCAAGUCCCGGCCAAGGAGCGGCACGGAAGGGAGCGCAAAGAUCGAACGCGCGAGGGAGAUGGAUGGGUGCGAUUCGGUAGAUUUGCGUGUGGCUGCAAGCGUCUACUUUGUAGAGACCCGAGCCAGAGUCCAAGACGUUGUGAUCCUCAUGAAUCUCCAGCUCUACAUGGUAGACUCGAUAAAUUAUCUCGUCGACUUCCAUCACAAAAAGACAUACAAGGCCUCCGCCGAACCCGGCGCUGGAAGAUUCGACAUGGCCGAUCCUGAUGCAUAUCUCCCCGACUCAAGUUCAGAUGGACGUUCGAUCAAGGACAAAGACCAUCUCGCACUUAAGGAAGACGAGGUGGUUUCGCCCUUUGUAUUUAUGGAUGUUGCAUGUCGGUUGAUCCUCGAACUCGCUGGCGGGGGAGAGUAAGAAAUCCGUCCAAGUCAUUGCGAGGCCAUAACUUGGAAUUGUCAAUGUACCACGCUUAGUGCUAUUUGCUUAUUAUCGAUAGAUGCUGUCUUUGUUGUUCUUUUGUUUCCCCACUGUUACCCAUCUAGCAUGCUUGUACUCUUAUGUCACUUGGUUUAGCGCGAUCGCGAGGCGUGCAGCUGUAUUCAUUAGUGAGUUAUGAUCCAACAGCCUCAAAAGUG
Messenger RNA from Suillus discolor, 2293 nucleotides. RefSeq names its product kinase-like domain-containing protein. The record is from RefSeq and is a predicted model, not a curated record. Lineage: Eukaryota; Fungi; Basidiomycota; Agaricomycetes; Boletales; Suillaceae. Gene Ontology annotation, molecular function: ATP binding; protein serine/threonine kinase activity. Gene Ontology annotation, biological process: protein phosphorylation; intracellular signal transduction. The transcript is spliced from 7 exons. The coding region runs from base 99 to 2072 and encodes 657 amino acids. Gene Ontology annotation, cellular component: cytoplasm.